Messenger RNA from Arabidopsis thaliana (thale cress), 1548 nucleotides. It is a transcript of the gene XTH4, whose product is annotated as xyloglucan endotransglucosylase/hydrolase 4. Gene Ontology annotation, molecular function: hydrolase activity, hydrolyzing O-glycosyl compounds; xyloglucan:xyloglucosyl transferase activity. Gene Ontology annotation, biological process: glucan metabolic process; xyloglucan metabolic process; carbohydrate metabolic process. The record is from RefSeq and is marked reviewed. NCBI's taxonomy places the organism in Eukaryota, Viridiplantae, Streptophyta, Magnoliopsida, Brassicales, Brassicaceae. The coding region runs from base 588 to 1298 and encodes 236 amino acids. Gene Ontology annotation, cellular component: apoplast. The transcript has 4 exons.
AACAAGUCGUCCUUAUAUAAAGCCAACCACACCCCUUUAGCUUCUCUCACCAUCAUCAUCAUCAUCAUCAUCAUCAUUUCUCUCUAUCUCUUUCUAAAACACAACCAUGACUGUUUCUUCAUCUCCAUGGGCUCUCAUGGCUCUCUUUCUAAUGGUUUCUUCAACAAUGGUAAUGGCUAUUCCUCCACGCAAGGCCAUUGAUGUACCAUUUGGUCGUAACUACGUCCCAACUUGGGCUUUUGACCACCAGAAACAGUUCAAUGGCGGUUCCGAACUUCAGCUUAUCCUCGACAAAUACACUGGUACAAUUACUAUUACCAAAUCUCUGCCUAAUGAUCACAAUGCAAGUUUUGAUAUUCCCAUUUUUUAUUUGGUAUAUAGGCUAAAGCUUAAUUUUUAAAGGUUAAAUUUUCUUGAGUUUAAAACUACAUUUCAUUUCACAGAUUAAGUAAAUAGCAUUAGUCAUAUCUAUUAUUUUACAAAUCAAUUUAUUUAGGAUUUGUUUUGUAAAAAUGUAUAAAACACCUUACUUUUAUCUUUCAUUAGGCCCCAAGAUCUUAGGUACACUCACUCACUAACUAUGUUACAUGUGUAUAAAAACAGGCACAGGAUUUCAAUCAAAGGGGUCAUAUUUGUUUGGACAUUUUAGUAUGCACAUAAAGCUUCCAGCUGGUGACACAGCCGGAGUUGUCACAGCUUUCUAUCUAUCAUCUACCAACAAUGAGCAUGACGAGAUAGACUUUGAGUUCCUUGGAAACAGAACAGGACAACCAGCUAUAUUACAGACAAAUGUAUUCACAGGAGGAAAGGGAAACAGAGAACAACGAAUCUAUCUCUGGUUUGAUCCUUCUAAGGCUUAUCACACUUACUCAAUCCUUUGGAACAUGUACCAGAUCGUAUUCUUUGUUGACAACAUACCAAUCCGAACGUUCAAGAAUGCUAAGGAUCUAGGAGUACGUUUCCCAUUCAACCAACCAAUGAAGCUUUACUCAAGCCUUUGGAACGCGGAUGAUUGGGCCACGAGAGGCGGUUUAGAGAAGACCAAUUGGGCCAAUGCACCUUUCGUUGCAUCUUACAAAGGAUUCCACAUAGAUGGUUGCCAAGCUUCUGUGGAAGCCAAGUACUGUGCCACACAAGGCCGCAUGUGGUGGGAUCAGAAAGAGUUCCGUGACCUUGACGCUGAACAAUGGCGUCGUCUCAAAUGGGUUCGUAUGAAGUGGACCAUCUACAACUACUGUACCGACCGGACUAGGUUCCCGGUUAUGCCAGCUGAAUGUAAAAGGGACAGAGACGCAUAAGUUACUACUCUUGAGGGUUUUAAUGAAUUUAUGCUAUCAUUAUUAUUUGAAUUAUGCUUGUUCAAGAGAUUGAUAUAUGUAUUGUUUGUUGGCCCAUGAUGUUUAUGCUAUAUUUGGGCCUAAAAUUACAUGUUAUAAUUCAUAUAUGUAUUGAUUAGCUAUGUAUUUUCAUAUGUUAUGAUCUACUUACAAGUUUUAUUCUUUAACGUGGUAAAAGUGCAUUUGGUAUUAACUAACAUAAACGUGAUUA